This is a messenger RNA of Chiloscyllium plagiosum (whitespotted bambooshark), 7665 nucleotides long. The record is from RefSeq and is a predicted model, not a curated record. NCBI's taxonomy places the organism in Eukaryota, Metazoa, Chordata, Chondrichthyes, Orectolobiformes, Hemiscylliidae.
CCUCCGCCCCCGGGAGUCGGUGCUUGUAACACGCCGGGGUGGUGGAACGCAUUCGCUUCUCUGCUCAUUGCGGUGAUGCUGCGCAUGCUACGAACCAGAUGAUCCGCUCUAGGAACUCGGUGCCCCCGCUCUGUUCGAAGGCGGGCGAUGCAACCCUGAACCAAUACCGCCGCAUGUUUGCAACUGCCAAGGGAAGGAGGGAAUCGAUGGCUUUCGGAUCCCGAGCUCUGGCUCUUCACACACCUGCCUCUGUGUCUAUGCUGCAUCCUGCAUAAAGUGAUUUUUCUCUCUCUUUUAUAUACACUCAACCACACACGCAAUUGGGGCCAGUCUCAUGUUGGAUGUUCCUCAGUUGAAUUAUCCAUUGUUGGAUGUUCUUCCUUUGGAGCAGUUUGUCUUUGGAUAUUGCUCAGCUGUGUUCGCUAUUGUUGGGUAUUUCAGGUACAAAGAAGGGUGGCAGGAGCCAUGUACCUGCUGGACAACGAGCCAUAUCCCGAGAUGCUGAAGAGAGGAACUCCUCAGAGGAAGACUGUCUACCGGAUCUCCCUCACUCUUGUCAAACGGGAGGCUGCCACAGCCGAGGCUGGUAGCAAAUCCUCUCCUUCCCCUCGAUCUGAGGGGCCUCCGGAGCGACGAGGUUGUACCAGCGACACCCACCAGCCUGGAAGUCAGUGCUUGGCAGAGAGUGGUGAAACAGAUGAUGAAUUUGAGCCAGAAGCGAAUCUUCGGAGCUUUCGCACCUUCAGCACUGGCCACCUGGAACUGGGCAGGCUGAAGGUAGCCAGGCGAUCCCAUGAUCUGGGCUUCAAGCUCAAAGACAAUCCGACCAAAGACUUGGUAACACUGAGGUGCAGAGAUGGGACUUCAGCUAGACCGAGUAGUAUGCUGGCAACUGUGGAUGUGGAAUUAAAAAACAAGAAAAAUUGGGCACAUUGCACCGAGAGAUUGGUGACAGGGCCUGAAUCAGGAGAAUGUGUCAAUAUCUCAAACCGGGGAAAGGAUCAACAAGAAGGCAGAGCUUGCGCUGAAGGCAGUCGGAGAAGGGAUGCAGCCAAAGCUGCUAGUGUAAAGGAGCACUUGGUGCCUUUACAGUCCAUUAAUGCAGAAGUGCUUUAUCCAAGGAAAUCACCAAGGGCAGGUAGCAAGUCUGCUUUGAAGAAAAUUGAGACAACCAUCAAGAGAAACUCAAAUGAUUCAUUAAAGAGUCCUUUGGGGAACAAGGAGUUAAUCACAAUGUCCCCUCCUGGUUCAGAGCUUGAUUUCUCGAAGCACAUUGUUCCAAAAGGAGAACACAGUUUGCUGUCAGUAGCUCCAGCAGUGGGUUCACCUCUGCUACCUGAUUAUUCGACUGUUUGUGUAGAUGCCAUCAAACAAACACCUCCGAUGUCCAUGGCAACAGACAAGAGGCACCCAAGUUUACUCAGAAGAAGCUUCAGCUUCAGACACUGGAAUGGGGAGCUAGUGAGGUUUAAAGCGUUAUCAAAGGAGAAACAUCAUGGCAGCUCCAGUUGUCUCUCUGGUGGCGAGGUCGAAAGUGAAUUCAGAACCCAAAAGCUUGAGCCUUAUUGUGGGGAAUCUGUAGCAAAUGAGAAACGAAACACCUUGGAUGUUGGGGAAGUCUUGAACAAAACUGAUCCACUCUCUGAGCCUGGGCGGUGGGAGCGGGGAAAACGAAAGAAUAGGACUUUAGACAACAGUGACAUUCACAAGCUUUCUGAAAACUUGGAAAUGGGGAAGGAUAGCUUUUUAACAGGUGCUGUGAGAUCCAGUUCCCAGGAGCACAAACUCUUCAGGUUUUUUAGUGGUAUUUUCUCAAAGCGUGAUGGUACUUCAACACCUGUUACGAGUCCUUAUGGAAAAUCACAUAGGGAUUAUGUUGCCAAAUCCAAAGGAUAUGCUCGCGGCCAGAAGAAAGGUAUCUCUCCUUUUGAGCAGUCCAGCAGUGAGAGCAUUGAUGAAAAUACUUAUCAAAAUGAUGCAUUUGUGAACAGCCAAGAGUGGACUCUUAGUCGAUCUGUGCCAGAACUUAAAGUGGGAAUUGUCGGUAAUUUAGCCAGUGGCAAAUCUGCCUUGGUCCAUCGAUAUCUGACAGGAACGUACGUUCAGGAGGAAUCACCUGAGGACAUGGAUGCAGGUGGACGCUUUAAGAAGGAGAUCGUGGUAGACGGCCAGAGUUAUCUACUGCUGAUCAGAGAUGAAGGGGGACCUCCAGAGGCACAGUUUGCAAUGUGGGUGGAUGCUGUUAUCUUUGUCUUCAGUCUGGAGGAUGAGAACAGCUUCCAUGCAGUUUACUAUUACUACACCAGGAUGGCUAACUAUCGGAGCACCACAGAGAUGCCAAUGGUACUGGUUGGGACGCAAGAUGCCAUCAGUGCCGCGAAUCCACGUGUGAUCGAUGACUCAAGGGCCCGGAAACUUUCCAACGAUCUGAAGCGAUGCACCUACUAUGAAACGUGUGCCACCUAUGGCCUGAAUGUGGAGAGGGUGUUUCAAGAUGUUGCCCAAAAGAUAGUGGCCACCCGAAAGAAGCAGCAGCUCUCCAUUGGACCAUGCAAGUCGCUGCCCAAUUCUCCAAGCCACUCGUCAGUGUGCUCUGCUCAAGUCUCUGCUGUCCACAUCAGCCAGACAAGCAAUGGUGGAGGAAGUUUGAGUGAUUAUUCCUCUUCUGUCCCUUCCACACCAAGUACAAGUCAAAAGGAGCUGCGAAUUGACAUUCCUCAAACUGCCAACACUCCAACUCCUGUUCGCAAACAGUCAAAACGGCGUUCUAACAUAUUUGCUUCUCGAAAAGGAAGUGAGCUAGACAAGGAGAAGAAAAAUCUUGACACCAGAGCAGACAGUAUUGGGAGUGGCCGAGCAAUCCCAAUUAAGCAGGGUAUGUUACUCAAGAGAAGUGGGAAGUCACUGAACAAAGAGUGGAAGAAGAAAUAUGUAACGCUGUGUGAUAAUGGAAUCUUGACGUAUCAUCCAAGUUUGCACGAUUACAUGCAGAAUGUCCAUGGAAAAGAGAUUGAUCUCCUUCGAACUACAGUCAAGGUUCCUGGAAAGCGGCCCCCUCGUGCCACCUCGGCCUGUGCACCUCUCUCUAGUCCUAAAACAAAUGGUCUUCCCAAAGACCUAAGCAAUUUGCACAUUACGCAGAACCCAGGUAAUGUGACUCCUACAGGCUCAGCUACACAGAUGGCAAGUGGCAUCAGCCUGGUCUCCUUCAACAGCCGUCCUGAGGGCAUGCACCAACGCUCAUACUCCGUGUCCAGUGCUGACCAGUGGAGUGAAGCCACGGUCAUCGCCAACUCUGGCAUCAGUAGUGAUACUGGCCUGGGAGACUCUGUCUGUUCAAGCCCCAGCAUAUCAAGCACCACCAGUCCCAAGAUAGAGCCUCCACCUUCACCCCACGCCAACCGUAAAAAGCAUCGCAGGAAGAAGAGCACCAGUAAUUUCAAAGCAGAUGGCAUCUCCGGCACAGCUGAAGCCAAACGUAAAGCAUGGAAACUAAACCGUGUAGGUAGCUUGCGAAACAUAUACAGCAGCAGCAGCACCAGCACCAACACAGAAGAGCAAGAAGAGAAUUUUGAGUUUAUCAUCGUGUCUCUGACAGGCCAGACCUGGCAUUUUGAAGCUGCCUCUUAUGAGGAAAGGGACGCGUGGGUCCAAGCAAUUGAAAGUCAGAUUCUGGCUAGUUUGCAAUCCUGCGAGAGCAGCAAGAACAAGUCACGACUGGCAAGCCAGAAUGAAGCUAUCGCUCUUCAGUCAAUCAGAAACAUUCGUGGCAACUCUCAUUGUGUGGACUGCGAGGCAUUAAAUCCAGACUGGGCCAGUUUGAACCUAGGAGCUCUCAUGUGUAUUGAAUGCUCAGGUAUCCACCGCAACCUUGGCACCCACCUGUCACGGGUCCGCUCCCUCGAUCUUGACGAUUGGCCCCUGGAGCUUAUCCGAGUAAUGUCAUCCAUUGGGAACGAAGUAGCUAACAGCAUUUGGGAAGGAAGUGCCCAGGGACGCACCAAACCCUCACCCGAUUCCACAAGGGAAGAGAAGGAACGUUGGAUCCGUGCUAAGUAUGAACAGAAACUGUUCCUGGUUCCACCACCGUGUUCAGACAUUCCCCUGGGACAACAGCUGCUACGUGCUACAGCCGAGGAGAACUUACGAGCUGUCAUUCUACUCCUAGCCCAUGGCUCCAAGGAUGAAGUAAAUGAGACUUACGGAGAGGGGGAUGGACGCACAUCCCUUCACUUAGCCUGUAGGAAAGGGAACGUCGUCCUCACCCAGCUUUUGAUCUGGUAUGGAGUUGACAUAAUGGCACGUGACGCCCAUGGAAACACUGCACUGGCCUAUGCCAGACAAGCGAUGAGUCAAGAGUGCAGCGACAUCUUGCUGCAGUAUGGGUGUCCUGAGGAACACUUUAUCCUGGUGGCGACACCCAAUCUGUCCCGCAAGAGCAGCAACCGCAACAACAACAACAACAAUGGAAGGAUGGAUACGAAACUGCCCACUGUUAUUUGAAGAAGAGGGCAUCAGACUCUUGUGUUUAGAGAGCAGCACUGAACCUCUCCCUUUACGGCCUCGUAUCUGUGAAAUCUCAUUCCACUCCUGAUUAUGUUCUCCAAGCAGCGUCACUCCACGUAAAACCGCAGAAACGAGGUAAACAAGAUGACCAGUCGCAGAGCAGCUCAUAAUACAAAUGAGACAAGGUUCUGUGCCGUCAAAAGAGAGAAAAAGAUUUGGAAGGAUCAGGAAUUGUCUAUGUGCAGAAGGACUAGUGGUAAGGGUGAGAACUCUGUGCUUUUGCAACACUGGACCAACAGGACAGAUUUGUGAAUGCAGACAAGGGAAAAUGGAACUUUCAGGCAUUGACAAUUAGCUGUCAGUACAUUUCACCUCUACCAAACAGGUUGAUUCAGCUUUUCUGCGGAGAGCCGUUGCUGACAUAAAUCAGCUGAGAGCACAGAGUUUGUCAGAUUUGAAGCUCCUAUGAUGGUAUGUGUCAAAUCAGUUGUGGCUAAUCUGUCCAGGGAGAAUACUGGCUUCAUUACACUUGUAUAGUUCAGUUCUUCCACCAUUACCACUGUUUAAUAGAACAUGAUUAGUCAUAAUAGAGAAAAGCAUAUUAGCUGAGGAGGUAGUUACAUGGCACGGUUCAAUGACUGCUUGGAUGUGAUUGUAAUAUUCUCACAAGAAGCACAGUAUCUCAGUCACGUUCUUUCCAGUCCUUUGAGCCCUCCUCCCUAAAUUCACUGUCAUAAUUUAGUGUCUAUUUAAUUUUUGGUCCUCAUCCUAUUCAAAAGAAAGAAAUAGGGUCUUUUCCUCACCCAGCUCUUGCCCCCCCCCCCCUUUAAAUGCUGUGACCCCUCACUACUCUGCCCAGAUGUAAAUGCAGAAACUGCUGGUUGGUGAAAGUCAGGUGCUGUGCUGGAAACAGAUUUGAGUGCCGUGUAGGAUUAAAAGGCUGUAAGCAUUAAUUAAUGCAUUCGAGCAAGGAGAGAAAAGGAAUCGCUUAGUCUUUGCCUCCUUUCUUAGUCACUAGCACACUUCCCCUGUAACCUGUGUUAUCACUGGCAGCAGCAUCCGCAAUGUAUAGGAUGGUUCUCUUGUCUAAGGGAGUGCUUCCUGAAAGAAUUUUCUGUCCUGUUUGUAAGUAUGAUGUAAACUCUGAUGCUAUAAUAUUUAUAUGUUGUACAUAAUUUUGAUCAUUCCAAUGGGAGUUUUGAUUUAUUUUGCAGGGAGGGGAAAAGGGGUGAUUUGAACACCCUUUUGGCAGUUCUUUACUCUGGAAAAUGGCUGAUCUAGUCCAUGAGUUGUUGGCUGUAUGUCAUUUGCGCUGUUUAUUUUGGGAGGGAGUGAUGCUGUAGGGAUGAGGUAGAAACUCAGUAAUUUGGAUAAUAUUGGCCAGUAAUGCACAGUUUAAACUCCAUUCCACACUCCAGCAUUAAGUCCAAAUAGAAUGCAUUUUUCUAGCUUUCCUUGCGCAUUCUGUGUGACAGAUCCCUGGUGAAAACAUAUUUAAUCAGAAGAAUUUGGCUCCCUCCAACAGACUUAAGCUUCCUUCAAAAUGAUCAUCAACAUCAGCACACUACAGAAAUUGAUUUUACAUUCCCCACCAUUUAAAUGAUGAAUACUUAGACUUGGCAAUUUUCAGUGAUUCCACUGAUAAAUUUGAGGGUCAAGUUACUCUGGCCUUCAAAAUUUUAAUUUACCAAACCAAGUCUGAGUAUCAUGAAGCACAAUAUUGAUUCAUGCCGAUUGUGCGUGGCCCAAUUACAAAUCUAUUUCUUGGCAAAAUAAGGUAAUGAAGGAUGUGCCAUGUUGCAUUCCCUUCCAAUUGACGAAGAGGUGCGGGCACCAUCAGUACAAUCAUAAAUAUACGGAUCAUAUCAUGUAGAUUUUUCCAAUCUCUUCCGUGGUAGAUUGGCAAGUUUUGUGGAAACCAUGACAGGUUAGUUUCACUCACAGCUGAGUAAAAUCAUGCUACAGACUAUUGAUCAUGGAUUUUAGAAAGUAGGGAAAGGAGCUAAAGGUCUCUGGCAGUGAUCCAUUCACCACCCAGCCACUAUUUUGAAUCCUGGCAUAACGCAUGUUGCUGAAACACAGCUUGGCAAGUUAGACUGAAGUGUGCAAUGUUUAUCUGGCAGGCUGACUAAUUAAAAUGUCCUACUAAAAUCCCUGCUAGACUUCCGCAGGCCUGGGAACCUUUGUGUCUCAGCUGAUUUCCCUCUUGUCUGACAAACAAACACACACAAUUCUGUUUGGAAAAGUGACAGGAAUAACACACCACCCAAAAUGUGUUAACAGAGAUCCUUCACUUUCAGCAGUGCAGUGCAUCUGUGUGUUUAGUAUCCAGUUUGCCGUUGUGCCAAGGUGAUGCUCUUGUGUUAAAACUAACAGCUUUGCUCACCUGCACAGCAUCUAAAUAAAACAUACAAAGGAAUUUGCUUUCCUGCAAUUCAUUCAUUUUUUUUAAAAUUGUAGAAUAUGUAUCAAAGAUCAGAUAGCACCUUCAGGUUCCAUGUCACAGAUCUAACAAACCAUUAGGUUCACUGUCAUAAGUAGAAAGCAUCAUGCUUCUUCCAAAUCAUUGCUCUCAUACUCAUCCAAUACCUGAAUCAUUUCUCUCACAUCCCUGCAUAUCUGAGUCAUUACUGUAACAGUCCCCCAAAUCCCAGCUCCUUGCUCCAGUAUUCCAUUAAUCCCAAAUCGUUACUCAAUAAUAUUCCUCCAAAUCCCAAACCAUUGCUCCUCCAAGUUCAGAAUUAUUGCUGCCAUACCACGCUUCGGUCGCUGCUUCAAUCUGUUCAGAUCUUAAAUCAUAAAUCUAACACAAUUUCAUGAGAGACACUAUCAAUCCAACAUCCUUUGGGUCCUCCAUCUCAAAAUGACAACAGUGUAUGGAACUAAGGUGGUGAAAAGAACUUUGGCAAAGAUUCACUGCCAUGUAUAUACACAGUAAAUAUUUCUCAGUGACAGUUGGUAAUCUGGUCAGUUUAAUAGUUUGUUGUCAUCUAAAUGCCCUAUUUGGAUUGCUGUUUUGGAAUUAUGAGGUGUAUAUUCUCCACAUUCCUGCUUUGUAAUUCCUGUGUUUCUGGUUUGUUUAGGGAAAGCAUCCCUAAAGAGUGCCAAGCCUAAAUAUAAACGUAUUCCUAAUCGUGCUUUAUAAACUGAGCCAGUCAU